Molecule: messenger RNA, 2362 nt
Organism: Mya arenaria
Lineage: Eukaryota; Metazoa; Mollusca; Bivalvia; Myida; Myidae
Exons: 7
Coding region: 91-1449 (452 amino acids)
Molecular function (GO): calcium ion binding
Source: RefSeq, a predicted model, not a curated record
AAUUUCCUUAUUGAUGCUCAUUUAAAACUGCUAUCAAAUAAAUAACAUAGAUGAUUAAUUCCAUUCCUGUCGUUGUUGUGUUUUACAAAAAUGUGUUCGACGAGCAUAAUUUUGGUUUUCCUAAUAACGGAAUAUCUGAUAAUUUCUUCAAUUAUUGGAAUAUCAGUCGCCAUUGGACAAGAUGAAAGCAUCAGUGAUGGUCAUUCAGGAGAUUCUCCUCCAGCAUUAGAUCUAGCGUUAUCAGGAACAUCAGUCGCAUUUGAGAAAGAUGGAGCCGAGGAUAUAGAUUAUUCGGGAGAACAAUCAGGAGAGACAGCUACAAUUGAGCUAGAUGGAGAAGAUGGAAUGACUUCUCAAGGAGAUUCUACAUCAACAUCAGAAGCAGCGGUACCAGGAUGCCCUAACGGUACAUUUGGUGUGAACUGUGACCAGACCUGCUCAUGCAACCAGACAAACACAGAUAUUUGUGACAAGGUCGACGGAAAUUGCCAGUGCAACCCAUCAUGGAAAGGCACUUCUUGCGAAGAGGAUGUUGACGAAUGUAAGCCGCCUAAACCCUUUUUAGAUCCAUGCGUGAUAAAGCCGCACACGGUGUGCGAAAAUACCAUAGGAAGUUAUGAAUGUAAAUGUAUUGCCGGCUACUGGGAAGAAGACGACACUGGCUGCACAGCAAAAGAUUACUCCAUGAUCUGGUAUAUUGGCGGCGGUAUUGGAGGCGCUAUCGUGCUCAACGUCGGAAUCGUCUGUAUUGUCUUCUUUGUACGGAGACGGAAUCGAGCUAAUGAUAGUUCCCGGUACAAGGAUGACAGUCUUGGCUUUGGGAAGCACCAGUUCAAAAAAUCUCUAUCUGUAACGGAAGGUCAAGCGAAGGAAUAUCAAGAAAACAAUGCUAAUAAUAGCCCCAAGAACCAUAAUGACCCCUUCGGCCUUGAAAUACACAAGCUCGAAUCCUUUCUACCUGUAUCAGAAGUUAAACCAAAGGAAGAUCAAGAAAACAGUGCUAUUAAUAACCCCAAGAACCUGAACGACCCAUGCGGCCUUGAGAUACACAAGCGCGAAUUCUUUCUACCUUUUAAACCAAAGAAUGAUCAAGAAAACAAUCCUAAUGAUGGCUCCAAGACCAUGAACGACAUAUGCGGCGGUGAGAAACACGAGCUCGAUUCAGUUCUACCUUUAGCGGAAGUUCAGCCUAAGGAAGACCAGAAAACCUGUGCUAAUGAUGACUCAAUGAACCUGAACGACAUUUGCGAUAUGCAGCUACACCUCUUCGAAUCAUUUUUACCUCUACCCGAAGCCGAAGUUCAGGCAACGGAAGGCAAAACCACCAGUGAUUAUGAUGCCCCCAAGCUCGAGUCCUUCCUACCUAUAGCGGAAGAUCAGACAACGGUAGGCCAAGAAACUAGUGUCAAUGACUGCCCCAGGAUUCUGAAUGACGAUUGCGUCGUUUAGACACAUCUGUUCAAAUGAUUUAUAUCUUGAGCGGAAUUUCAGGCAAGGGAAGACGACCAGAAAAGCAGUGGUGACCCCAGUAUCUAAAGGACGUUCACAGUCUUGAUAUAAACCAGGACGGUUUCCCUCUAUCCGAAGCCGAAAUUUAAACAAAUGAUAAGCACGAAUAGUUUAGCUAUGUGCACCUGAAACAGCAAUUAACAUGAAAAUAACAUGCACAUUUCACAUGUUUUCUUUUCUUUUUAAUAUGUCUCAUGUUAGAUUGUUCAUUCACCAUUUCCCAUCUGUCAUUAUCAAUUGAAUAUUUCCCAUGCUAUAUUUUCUAUUCAACAUUUCCCAUGUGUCAUUUUCAAUAGAACAUGUGCAAUGUUUCAUUUUGUAGAAUGUACGAAAAAUGAUCAAUACAUUAUUAACAUUUGUGCAUGCUAAUCGUUUUUGUAUAAUGCUUUCAAUAUUACGGAUAUAAACUAGCUAUACAUUAUAGACCAUUAAAUCUAAGAAUGAACCUGUAAAUAAUGCAUUUUAUAUUGUUGAAACAUAGCUAAGCUUAAUAGCUCGGACGAAGUUUUGAAUCAAUACAGUAAUACUGACAUUUUCCUUCUUUAGUUUUAUUGUAUUUUGUAUGAUUGUUGUAUUUUCAAUAAUUGUUAUUUAUACUGAAAUAGUGCAAGUUUUGUAAAACAAGAAUUUGUUGUAUGUGGGUAUAUGAUAUAAACUAUGAGCAUCUGUUUAACCGCAUAUAAUAAGCGUAACCUUAUUGCUUCUACUACAAUGUACAUGUGGUGUUACCGAAACAUGCUUACUGAUAGCAGCAUACUUCUGAAUAUUUCAAACUAAUGUUCAAGCUUUUUAUGAAAACGAAUAUGUGUGUAUCCUUUCCAGCCUCGAAAUAAAAUCCUAUUCUUACUUGAAA